Messenger RNA from Drosophila eugracilis, 1129 nucleotides. RefSeq names its product neuropeptide CCHamide-1 (gene CCHa1). Gene Ontology annotation, molecular function: neuropeptide hormone activity. Bases 179 to 706 code for a protein of 175 amino acids. The transcript is spliced from 4 exons. Gene Ontology annotation, biological process: neuropeptide signaling pathway. NCBI's taxonomy places the organism in Eukaryota, Metazoa, Arthropoda, Insecta, Diptera, Drosophilidae. The record is from RefSeq and is a predicted model, not a curated record.
ACCUGACUCUGAUCAACAAGUGGCAAGUGGAAAGUCUCGAGGAUUCUGUGAAAAGUGUUCGGUUCUAAAAAGUUGGCUAAAAGUUUCCAAAACAGUUUUGCAACAGGCGAAAAUUAUAACUGACGUCGGACAAUUUUCUGUGCAGUUUGCCAGUUUGCGAAAUAAAAUCAAUUGAAAAAUGUGGUACAGCAAGUGCAGUUGGACUUUGGUGGUGCUGGUGGCGCUCUUUGCCCUCGUGACAGGUUCCUGCCUGGAAUACGGACAUUCAUGUUGGGGAGCUCAUGGCAAACGAUCCAGUGGCAAGGCGGUAAUAGAUGCUAAACAGCUUCCUGGAUCCAAUACAUAUGCUAUCGACAGCCUGGCAGAGCAAAUGUAUAACAACAACAAUAACCAGAACAGCAACAACCAGGAUGACAACAGCGAUGACGACAGCAGCAAUAGCAAUGCGAAUACAAAUAAUGUUAACAACUUACCCUUGGCAGCUCCAGCCAUUUUAACCCGUCGAGAGUCAGAGGAUCGUAAUCGUAAUGGCCUGAAGUGGACGCAGCUGAUGCGGCAGCAUCGCUACCAAUUGCGGCAGUUGCAGGAUCAGCAGGGGCGUGGCAGAGGCGGGCAGUAUGAUGCCGCAGCCGAAAGUUGGCGAAAACUGCAACAGGCUCUGCAGGCCCAAAUCGAUGACGAAAAUUCAGCUUAUCUUACGAAGUGAAAAAUUUCCAAUUAAAUUGCCAAAAUGAAAUUAUGCAAAUAACAAGCUAGCUAUGCAAGAUGAAGAUAAAAAAACACACACAGAGAGAAAAGCGAAAUGAAAAGAUAUUUAUCACACGCGAUCCAUUGCAUGCCGGGCAUCAAUUAAAAAAUUCAAUUUAAAACAGUUAAUUCAAGGCAGAAGAGAUCGGAGCAGGCACAGAAAAUGUAGAAUUCGUUGUGGAUUUUUUUUUUUUUUCGGAUUAUUAUUAUUAGAUUUACUGAGCCGAUCAGUGAAAUCCUUUUGGCCAUAUUGCGUCACUGGCUGGAUGCCGCAAUAAUGGCCCGCUUCGUUUUCGUUCACUUAACCGUACUUAAUCCCUAACUAAGCAUAUGCAGAUACGAUCUUAAGAUUUACCACUAAUAAAAGCUAACAUUGAGUGCA